UUUAUUGUCAAUCCACAAGUGGUUAUCUGUAAUUUUUAAUCAAACUAUGGAAUGCUACGAUAUCUCGAUAAAUAUAUAUCGAUGUUUACAUUUUUUGUGCCUGCAAUUUGGACAGAUUUCCGAUUGAUUGUGCCGUCAUUGUACGCACUAUGUACAACACACCUUCUAUAUUUACACAAAAAUCUUAUUGGAAAUCUUAUUUAUGGCGUGAAGACGCCAGUAAAUUAUCAUAUUUAGUCACUGUUGAUGACAAAAUCGUUAAAUCUUUGAGAUCCGUGAUUCAACUUCGAUCGAUUCAAUUAGUUACAAAAAUAAAUUAAAAUGACUCUUGAACCGUCGAGGAUCCAAAAGAUUAAAGCUCGUCAAAUAAUAGAUUGCAGAGGCGAGCCGACGUUAGAAGUCGACGUGAUUAUCGAUGUCGGUUUGUGCAGAUCGUCAGUAUCUGCCAACGUAACAGUUCAACAACCGGAUCAAGCGCAAGAGAUAAGAGAUGGGGACCCGGCCUUGUAUCAGGGUCGUUCCGUAUUCAAAGCCGUUGAUAUCAUCAACAAGGUGAUCGGUCUUGAACUUGUGAAGGCAAGAUUGGAUAUUUGUCAGCAAAGACAAAUAGAUGAGUGGUUGAUAAAAAACGACGGAACGUCGAACAAAUCGAAAUUCGGUGUGAACACCAUUCUCGGCGUUUCUGCGACUUGCUGCAAAGCCGGUGCCGCUAAAAAAGGUCUUCCGCUUUACAGAUAUAUUGCUGAAAUGGCGCAAACUUACAAUUUACAAUUACCGGUGCCGAACUUCACCAUGCUUUGUGGAGGACGAUUUGGCCCUAACAGUUUAUUUUGUCAGGAAUUCGGGAUACUACCCACAGGCGCCGAAAGCUUUGCCGACGCCGUAAGAAUGGCCACCGAUGUGUACCAAGUACUGAAGAAAAAAAUCAUCGAAGAUCACAAAAUAAAUGGUCAAUUACCCGUUAACGAUUUAGGAGCGUUUGUUCCUAAAUUGGAAAAUAACACGGAUGCGUUGACUCUAUUAAACGAGUGCAUUAGAAUCGCGGGUUAUGAGGGCAAAAUCAAGAUAGCGCUCGAUUUGGCAGCGUCCGCGUUUUUUAAAGAAGGAAAGUAUAACGUAGGAUUUAAGACAGAUCGUGCUGAGUUAUUGGAAACCGAAGCCUUGCGGAAUCGGUAUCUGAAUUAUAUCAAGGCAUUUCCAAUGAUAGACUCGCUCGAGGAUCCAUUCGCUCGAGACGACAAGGAUGGCUGGUUGACACUCGCCGAUCAGGAUAUUCAAGUAGUCAGCGACGCUCUCACCGCGAUGAUCAGAGAGAAAAUCACUGAUGCGUUCAAUAUGAAACUAGCAAAUGCCCUCAUGCUGAGAAUAUCGCAAAUCGGCACUGUGACUGAACUAAUAGAUUAUGCAACGGAAGCAAGAUUACAUAAUUGGGGAUGCAUCAUAGGCGGAAGUCCGUGCGAAACGGAAGAGUCUUUUAUUGCUGAUCUGGCAGUCGGACUUUCCGUCGGCCAGUUCAAAGCGGGAGCACCUUGCAGGAGUGAGAGGGUGGCCAAAUAUAAUCGACUAAUGCAAAUCGAGGAAGAAUUGGGCAAAGAUGCCAAAUACGUCGGAUCAAAUUAUCGAAAUCUCUAAACAAAAUAUCAUUUAUAAACGUAAUUAUAUAGAAAAAU
Molecule: messenger RNA, 1670 nt
Organism: Pseudomyrmex gracilis
Lineage: Eukaryota; Metazoa; Arthropoda; Insecta; Hymenoptera; Formicidae
Product: enolase-like
Exons: 4
Coding region: 322-1632 (436 amino acids)
Biological process (GO): glycolytic process
Cellular component (GO): phosphopyruvate hydratase complex
Molecular function (GO): phosphopyruvate hydratase activity; magnesium ion binding
Source: RefSeq, a predicted model, not a curated record